Messenger RNA from Anopheles aquasalis, 4889 nucleotides. RefSeq lists its product as uncharacterized. Gene Ontology annotation, molecular function: carbohydrate binding. The record is from RefSeq and is a predicted model, not a curated record. NCBI's taxonomy places the organism in Eukaryota, Metazoa, Arthropoda, Insecta, Diptera, Culicidae.
UUCAGGAAGCGAUCGACGGUACACCGAGGAAUCCCCAAUGUACCACUCCCAGGUGUUGACAGUUCAAGUGCGUGAACCCGUUCGCGACAAGGAACGUAACGUCGGAAGCGUCAGUCCGGUCCGUUCUCUAGUUGCUGUUGCUGCUGAUGUUGCUGCCAAUAAAAAGUUAUCAUAAACCAUCGUGCCGCUGCCCAGGAGGGGCUCAAAUUCACCCUUUUUCCCCCCUUUUUAAACCGGAAGUGGAAUACCGUCCUGCUCACGUGGUGAUUCGUGCGUGCGAGUGAGUUUUUUUUCGAAGAGGACCGCACGCGUUUUAUAACCCUCCGCUCAAAUCAACUGUUUUAACCUUCGGAAACAUUGGUAAAUCGGUGCACGGACGGCACACCGGGCAGAGGGCAGAAGGGAGGCGCUGGGUUGGAUGCGUGAGGAACGAUUUUCCGAUCCGUGCCCGGAGUGAUUGAUGAGUUUUCACUCAACUUCUUCUUCUGCUUCUGCUUCUCCUUCUGCUCCUGCCAUAACGCGUCAAAUUGUGCGGAAAGUCUUGGCGGCCACCGAACCGUGGCCUGUGGACGGGAUUGACCGGGGUUUGCUCGUCGAUUCAACCACUCCCCCCUCGCUUCGCGUUGGCAUGGAGCACCGUGUGGCCGAGUUACGACCACCAGGGCACGGUCAUGGAUUAUUCACGCUUCGCGCCGUUAUGUCUCCGAGUGUUAUACGACUUAUGAAAGAAUAAAAAUGCGAAAAUAGCCCUUCCUGUUUGUGGCAGUACAGCUGAGUGGUGGUCGUGGUGACUGCUUCUGUGAGUCAGUGAGGAGCGAAAGAGGCAGAGAGAGAGAUACCUUUCAAAGCGAGGGCAAACUUCCUGGAAAUUGCCUUCCCCGUCAAGUGAAAGUGUUGGCGAAUCGUGUUUGACCGUGCGUGGUGUGUGCGAUAGGGGCCAGGAAGGGAAGGGAGGAAAUUCCACGGGAGUAAAAGUGUUAAACGAGGUGCUUGAAUGAGGUGAACGUGUAUGCAUCAUAAAUUAAAGUUAACUUCCGCGGUAUUACGGUUGGCUUUCGACAUUCUCUGACACUCUCGAACCUGCGGAUCGGUUGAGAUAUUGGCCAGAGGGCCCCAUCGCAACCCCAUCGGAGCCGACCGACCACCCAUCAUCACUCCCGGGAAUAUACAUAAAAAAAGAAGAGAGGGGAAACGCCACUCGGGGGAGGAGGAGGAUGCUGCACCGCAUAAAACGGUGUGCCCCAAUGUCGGAACGAAUUUGUGGCUGAAAUAUUGCUUCCGGGAGCGUAGAGUUGCUGCUGACGGAACAAGGGGAACGGGUCCAUUGAUGAUUCGUGGGGUGAAUCCGCACAGUGGUUCGUGUUUUUUUUACAUGUGGCCCUUCUGCUUUCCAUCACGGGAAAGGGAAUUAACUGCAGCGGAUAGUGGGUUGUUGGUGUGGUGUGUGCUCGAAAUGUGUGAUUCGAUCCGGUAACUGGUGCAAAGGAUUAACACAAUAUGGAUACCAGAGCGUUGCACCUGACGGUCGUUGGGCUUCUCGUGGCCCUGUGCGUUACGGUGGCAGGAGAUGAUUUAGGACUGCUCUCCAGUACGUUACGUGCAUUCCGUACUUUUUGCUGCGACGAUGAACUCCUGACACUGUCCUGUCCGAUCGGUACCAGCAUCUCCGUGGAGCUGGUGCAGUAUGGUGGUAGCAAAGAAGCCAACGAUACUAUCCAGUGUCCGUACAGCAGCGAGCAGGACUACGGACGGUACUAUGCAGCCGCAUCGACAGCAGCAUCACCUGCCGUUCCCUUGGUAACACUGGACUUCACGACACCGCCGAGAACGAACGUGUCAACGACGUCCACCCUAGCGACGGCCAACAAUACAACGAUGACGACGACUACGACGACGAUGACGACGACCACCACCAGCAUCUCCAUGGCUGGUGGUGCUGAGUUGGUGGCCGCAACCCUGAAUGACACACCAGCCCUGGCAGGCACCACCACCAUGAUGGCAACAAGCACGGUCGACAAGUGCACUCCGCUCUACGUCCUGCAGUACUCAAUCCUGCAGACGGUGGUUGAGGCGUGCCAGAAGAAGCGCCGGUGCCGGAUACAGGCGGCACCGAAGAACUUUGCCACCGCUCCCUGCCCCGGUAUCCACCGGCUGGUGGAGGUCAAUCACAAAUGCCGGCCAUUCGAGUUUCGCAGCUUGACCUCUUGCGAGAAGGACAUUGUGCGGUUGGCGUGCGGUCAGUACACCCGGAUAGCGAUCUACAGUGCCGCGUACGGACGGACGGCCUACGAGAGCACUCACUGUGCACAAUCGGCCGCUUCUCAAGAGCAGACCUGCCUUUCGGAACACACGAGCCACACACUGACGGAGAUCUGCCAGGGACGGCGCAAGUGUACGGUGGCGGUGGAAAGCUCAACAUUCGGCAAUCCGUGCCCGGAGAGUACCCGAGUGUACCUGAAGGUGAUCUAUGCUUGCGUCUCUAGGAACGUGUUCCGGGAACGGUACAUCACGGCACCGGAGGAUGACGAGCUGGACGAGCGACCGUACGAGUCGAACGAGCUGUACGACGAGGAGCUGACACCGGCCCCGAACCAGAUCGAGGGUUCCGCCAUCGGUAAAGGUCCGGGACCCGGUGGUGGUGGUGGACCGCACCAGCACCACAAGUAUUCGGCCAGCGGUGAGUCCUCGGUCAAGGCGGAAAACAUUGUCACCUUCAACAAAGAAGCGAUUGGUGGCGAUACUGGUGGUGGUUCUGCCGGUCUACUGGCCGAUGGUCAGCUGCUCAUCGUCGGUGUCGCGGUUCUGUUCUUCUGCUGCCUGUGUCUGUCGUUCGGGGCGCUGCUGGCGUACAAGAUGAAGCUGUUUCCGGCGCGGCGUGGCAACCGGUGCGUAAAGGCCUCGGACUCCACGGACAGCCACUCGACGCCCUCCAGUUACCGGCCGACGAGCGAGGACUUUGAUCUGGUCGACUGUGGACCGGAUUCCGGGCUCGUCCGUACGUCCGAGAAGUUGCCCGAGCCACCAAAGGCAACGCAAACGUUCGUCCAACCGCCUGUCAUCACCACGGCAACGGCAGCGGCGACAUCGACGACGGCAUCCGGUCCACCGCCCAUCACCACCUCCAGCCUACUGCCAGCGUUCAAGUUCGCCGAAAUGGUGCCAACGCGUGGUGCACAUCUGUCGCAGAUCUCCACCACCAUGUUCAUCCUGCCGAACUAUCUGAUGGCCGAUACACCGAUGGCCGGCGGUACCCUGUCCCACCGGCGUCCACCACGAUCGUUGCCACGGGGUCCGCUCGAUGAUUCGCUUGCCACCUGUGUCCGUGCACUUCCGCCACCACCACCACCAUCAACCGUUGGAGGUGAGAAGCAACUCACCAUAACGCUCGCCUCGAGCGAUCUCGCUAGCGGUAACCAGCAUCAGCUUCCUCCGGGACCGGUACCACCACUGGCAGCAACCAAUCCAUCCCAGGCCACCUUCUAUACACACCCCCAGCACUCACAGCACCAUCAUCACCCAUCGACCUCCUGUACCCAGUGCACGGUACUCGGUUGGGCGCCAAUCCCACCGAAGGGCACUGGGACGGUGGCGCUCUACGGUGGCCCCACACCGUCCCACCCCUUGAUGCCACCAGCGUCACUGGAACAUUCCGUGCAGCAGCAGCAUCAUCCCCCACUGCAACAGUAUCAUCGCAAUCAAUCAUUAAAAUCGUCCUCGAGCGAUGUGGUGGAUGGCCAUCCACAUUCGACGAAGGCGCAGACCAUCGGCGACCAGGUGGACCGUGGUGGGCCGGGGAAACCGGGGGUGGAUGGCAGUCGCAGCGGCACCCUUACCGAGUCGCAUUCUUUUUUAUGGCUGGGCUUGAAGAUCGGGCUGAUGUAAAGCUGUAGGGUAAAGCUGUCAAGAUCGACCUGCUCGAUAAUUCAUCGCGCAGCCUUUUAAACUCAUUCGCUGUAUCUGUGCUCGUGUCCAUGCGUGUGUGCGCGUGCGCUUGGUAGGCAAUCAUGGUGCGGCCCAUUUACAAUCCUGUUCCUGUUGCCGGCCUGCCAGCUCACCGUGUCAAAAGGCGACACGAUGUGUGGUAGUGCCGGGGAAGUAUCGAGGAUUUUGGUUUCCGUUUUUUUCCGUUUCCCAUUUCCCAUUCCCUAGUAGCAGCAGCUGUACAUAUAAAUCCUAUACCGGGAGCACCACACCGUGGCACGAGGCCUGUGAGCCGACAACAGACAGCCACUGCUUGACAGCUUUACCCGACAGCCACUACCCUGCGUGACAACUUUAUCGACAAUUUGUCGAAAUGAAACGGAACGGCGUGACCGUGUUUGGAGCAGAUAAGGUAAAUGAUAAAAAGGCUGGGGCGGUAGGAAAUAGUAUCAACGAGAGAGCGAGAGAGAGAGAAAAAAGUUGCAAAAUCCCGCCAUGGACGUCACAUUUACGGACGGUUGAGUUCGCGCAAUUGCGAAUCGCGCAAAUCACGGCUCUAGUCGUCAACCACCAUUCCACCAUUUUAAGGACGGAACAGGCCACGUGGGAACUGGAGAGGCAAGUAAAAAAAGUAUAAAAAAAAUCUUCACGUCGAGACGCUCUCCAGUGUGGAGAAGUCGCGCGCAGGUACUUACGAUAGGAACGGCGGCCACACGGCGAGAUCGUUACCGUAAAGUGAAGCUCUAUCAUAUAGAGCAGCGUGCAGACGGCACGGCUCCCUAUCAACCGGAAAAGCAUGAAAACCGAAUUUGAUUGCCGAUCCCUAGAGAGAGAGCGCGAGAGAGGUCCCAGGGUCCCAGGCUCCCAGGAGCCCAGGCUACAUCAAACCAAAACGUUUGUUUGCGGACGGGUUCCAUCCAUGGCCAGGCAGCAUGUUUUAGAACAAUUUUGUACAUUCAUCGUUAGUA